Messenger RNA from Cladophialophora yegresii CBS 114405, 1524 nucleotides. Its product is annotated as L-lactate dehydrogenase (cytochrome). NCBI's taxonomy places the organism in Eukaryota, Fungi, Ascomycota, Eurotiomycetes, Chaetothyriales, Herpotrichiellaceae. The coding region runs from base 1 to 1524 and encodes 507 amino acids. The transcript is spliced from 2 exons. Gene Ontology annotation, molecular function: heme binding; L-lactate dehydrogenase (cytochrome) activity. Gene Ontology annotation, biological process: lactate metabolic process. The record is from RefSeq and is a predicted model, not a curated record.
AUGAACCACGACGAAGGUGAAAGGCCCGAUGUUGGCACAAUAACUGGCGAUGAAGUGGCAAAGCACAAUUCGCGAGAUUCGUGUUGGGUCAUUGUACACGGCAAAGCAUACGAUGUGACAGAAUUCCUGCCAGAGCACCCCGGUGGUCCCAAGAUCAUCCUGAAGUAUGCGGGCAAAGAUGCUACUGAGGAGUUCGAUCCCAUUCACCCCCCAGAUACUUUGGACAAGUAUCUGCCGAAGGAGAAACAUCUGGGGGCUGUGAACAUGGAGACGGUUCAGCAAGAAGAGAAGGAAGAGAGCCCGGAAGAGCAGGCAAGGCAGGAGCGCAUCAAGAAUAUGCCACCUCUGGAAGCAUGCUACAACUUGAUGGAUUUCGAAAGUGUCGCCAGACAUGUCAUGAAGAAGCCCGCGUGGGCGUAUUACAGCUCUGGUGCCGAUGACGAAAUCACCAUGAGAGAAAACCAUUCGGCCUUCCACAAGAUCUGGUUCAGGCCAAGGGUACUCGUUGAUGUUGAGAACGUAGACAUCAGCACAACCAUGCUCGGCACGAGGUGUGACAUCCCCUUCUAUGUCACAGCCACCGCUCUGGGCAAACUGGGAAACCCAGAGGGUGAGGUCGUUCUCACGAGAGGUGCAAGGAAGCACAAUGUCAUCCAGAUGAUUCCGACUCUGGCCUCGUGCAGCUUUGACGAGAUCUGCGAUGCCAAGGAAGGCGACCAAUGUCAAUGGCUGCAACUAUACGUCAACAAAGACCGAGCGAUCACGGAAAAGAUUGUCAAACAUGCCGAGGCUCGAGGCUGCAAAGGCCUUUUCAUCACCGUCGAUGCUCCCCAGCUCGGACGAAGAGAAAAGGAUAUGCGUAGCAAGUUUGACGACACCGGCUCCAACGUCCAGAACACGAGUGGGGAGAACGUUGACCGAUCGCAAGGUGCGGCCCGAGCUAUUUCCAGCUUCAUCGACCCCAGCCUCAGCUGGAAAGAUAUCCCCUGGUUCUUGAGCAUCACCAAGAUGCCCAUUAUCCUCAAGGGUGUCCAACGGGUAGAGGACGUCCUCAAAGCCAUCGAGGCUGGCGUGCACGGCGUUGUGCUUUCCAAUCAUGGCGGUCGCCAACUGGAUUUUGCCCGCUCUGGCAUCGAGGUUCUUUCCGAGGUCAUGCCUGUUCUCCGUGAGCGAGGCUUGCAGGACAAGAUCGAGAUCUUCAUCGACGGAGGUGUCCGCCGUGCAACGGACAUCAUCAAGGCGUUGUGUCUCGGUGCCAAGGGUGUGGGUAUCGGUCGACCGUUCCUCUUCGCGAUGUCGUCCUACGGUCUGCCUGGCGUGGACCGCGCAAUGCAGCUUCUGAAGGAUGAGAUGGUGAUGAACAUGCGCCUCAUUGGCGCGUCGAAGGUUGAAGAUCUGACGCCCGACAUGGUUGAUACCGCCGGUUUGAGGACCCACACGGCCAUCGUCCCCCAGGAUACACUUGGCAUCCGUGCUUACGAUCCACUGAUUACUCCGAACGAGAUGCUGAAGGCAAGACUGUGA